AAUCCAAAGAGCGCUCGGUUAUCGACUAUUUGAGUCUUCAUUUCUGAACAUUCUCGACUAGUCUGGCCUUAUGACAUAACCGGAAAUCAGCCUUAAAACACAUGCGAAACAAUUCCUUGCACGUAACUGUUUAAAAUUGCAGUAAACGCACGGUCUCGUCGUGUUAUGCAGCAGGACAUGGCAAAUAAAGCCGUGGUCACAGUUCGUCUGGUCAGGUCAUUCGAGCACAGAAACUUCAAACCAGUAGUUUUUCACGGGGUCAUCUUGGACCAAACGGUGCAUGACUUCAUACAGCUGGUCAGAGACGAUAUUGUGACAAGACCAGGAAUUCCUCCGCCUUUCCGGAGCUAUGCCUAUGACACGAUGAAGAUAAUCCACCAAGCACAUGGAGCAAAGACUAAUGAACUGGUGAUGAGUUUAGAUGACGAUGACAAUCUCAUUCUACAAGAUGGCCAAACCCUUAGAGCUGCUGAUGUUGCAAAUGAAACAGAAGUGGCCUUUUUCAGGAAAGAAGACUACGGUCUCUUUAAAACAAAUCCCCAAAUUGCUUGGUGAACACAGUAUUUUACUCAUUCGGUGAGGACAUUCUUUAAGGACAGAAGUCAGAAGGUCGAGCAUGCCAGGACCAAAAGGAGAACAAAAUAAUGCCAUCCUGUUAAUUCUUUGAGAGUUUUACCUUGUGGAGUUGUUUUUAAAAUUAAAGUUAUAUACCACA
Molecule: messenger RNA, 715 nt
Organism: Limanda limanda (common dab)
Lineage: Eukaryota; Metazoa; Chordata; Actinopteri; Pleuronectiformes; Pleuronectidae
Gene: c16h2orf76
Product: chromosome 16 C2orf76 homolog
Exons: 5
Coding region: 166-555 (129 amino acids)
Source: RefSeq, a predicted model, not a curated record